AUGGCCGAGAAGAUCGUGGGCUUGACGUGUUUGGGCCUGCUAAUAUUCUGCUGGUGCAAUACGACGUCAUCGGUAUAUGCAGCAAGCAAGGGAGUCCGACCACGCCAUCCAAGUCGAAUAGCAACGUUGAACGAGUAUUUGACACCUCCUGCACCGCCUAAUACUCAAGUUUUACGAUCUGGGAUCUCUCGACAUGCACGCAAUCAACCGUAUCAUGGAGGUUCACCACUGUCACAAAUACCACAAGGAUCCGGACCUCUUUCGUCGCCAUUUCGAAAUGGAAAAAUGUUGACACCGUUGCCGACCGAGGCGCCCGGUUAUUUCGCGAGAUUGAUGGGAUGGUUCAACCCUUUCGGAGCUCCAACGACGCCACGUCCCUUGGCGUCUCAUCAACCACGUCCAGAUAAUAGUCAGGAACAGACAUUUGGUUCCGCACACAAACAGACUUCACCACCGGCCAAAGGACAUGAACUGCACGGUACAUCUUAUGACCAGCAACCAGCUCCGUCAUAUGGUCCACCAACUCAUUCAUAUCAUAGUCACGUAUCUGCGGAGAAGCUUCCACGUCCACCAUCGCCCCAAGGGGGCCAACAGGCCUAUCUUCCACCCGCAAAAUCGAGAAAUUGUAACCCCUGCAAUCAAGUACCUUGGAUACCGCUGUACCAUGGAGUUAAUACGGAGGACGCGCGUUAUGCAGCGGGUUCUGUUAACGUCGCAUUGCCUGAAGUCAAUGACCCUUUGUUGGGCUUGAAGCAAGAUAACGAAGGAACAAACAUUCAUCACGUAUCCUCAUUUUCACAAGAAGUCAAGAUACCAGAUUUUGGAUACGAGCUGCCAUUACCGAGGCCUGUUCUUGAUACAAAUCACCAUUCAUCUCCGUCUUCGGUUCGGUUAAACGUCAUCAACAACAACAAUUAUAAUCAAAACUUUCACGCUCGGAUUGAAAACAGGUUCCCCUUUACCGGACCUAUUCCUAAUCCUCAUUUGUACCCUGGUGCAAUGCCACCACUUUUCAAAGCCAAGCCAUUCCAUUCGCAGGCCCAAAGUAUUGAUACGUCUUUGGAUUUUCUGAAGACCCCGGUCGAUUCGUCUUUCUCUAGAGGUGGCAUCGAGAAUUCACACUCAGGUGCUGCGAAUCCUGCAGAAUUUUCCUUUUCGCCAUCAAUGGAUCCGAAUGCUCCUCUUCCUGAAACACGCGAUUAUCAGUCAAAUAAGGAACAAUCACCGAAUGGUGAAAUGGAUCCAAUUAUUGGUCAUUCAUUGGAGCAACAACAAUCUCAAAAUAUAGAAACGACUUUCAAUGCUGCUGAUGAUCAUCAACAAAGUUCGUUCCAUCAUUCUGAAGCCUCGUUAAACACGGGCUAUGUGGAUAAAUUGCCACUAGGUGCCGAGACUGUUCCUACUGGUUCUGAUGAUGACUAUUCAUUUAAUUCUUUCAACGAAGAUCAUGGCAGUGCCAACAUUGACUAUAAAGAUACUCUCAAUUCGACCACCGAUACCGAACCAUUGUCCGGCACAAGGUCACAUUUAUUUCUUAAUAUCAAUUCCGAAUCCGUGGGGCAGAAAGAAUUUCAAAGUAUCGGGACGGACUCUGUGAACAGUCAACAAACGACGAACCAGGGUUCUCAGAUAUUCUCUGACGGCGAACACGUCAUCCACUACGAACUGUCGCCUGUCAUUGACUUGGUUUCGAUUGGAGAUGAUAAGAGGCGGAAAAACUCGAAUGAUUCAAGUGCCUCUUCAUCAAUAUUGACUGAUGCGUUUGAGAAUGCCCCUGUCGUACUUCAAAAUGAGGACGGUACUUAUGGGAUAAAUGCUACUUGGACGACACAUGAUUCGACGAGGUCCGUAUGGCCCGAUGGCAAUGUCGACGAAAAAAAUGAGUCAACAGUUACGAUAUCGUCGUUACUCAAAGGACUUUCUAGUGAGAAUAGUCCAAGUUCGACAAAUCAUAAUUUUGAAGCCUCAGGUGUGGGGGUUGCGUCGAACGCCCAUAAAAAUCAAUCAGAUUUUGCUGAAUACUCCACGCAAUCGUUGCCAAACAAUUCCAGUCAACAGGAACAAAGAAUCGACGAUUCGGGAUAUAAAAAUCUGGCGGGACAGCAAUAUAACGACAAUAAACAGGACGAAAAUGUCGACGGGGUUCAACACUCAUUUGAAGAGCCAUCAAUCAUUCCAGAAUCUUUUGAAAAACAAGGUCAGGCUUUACCGAAUCUCUAUCCCGGUCUGGAGAGAUUCGAAGAUACUCAAAGUUACGGAUUCAAACUUCCGGAUCCCCCCAAAGGAGCCCCGAGCGAUGAACCCUUUCUCAAAGCUCUCAUGAAGUCUUACAAUAAUUUUAAUAAAAAAGAAGUAGGACAAAUCAAUGAUCAGGUUACGGAUCAACUAGGGAAUCGACAGACCUGGUUUGAUUCCUCACAAAUUCAUCCUGGCUUGGCUUUUAAGCCUCCCCCUGACCAACCGCAACGUGAACAUAUCUCGGGAGACGGAAAAUUAAAAUCCGCCAAUCGACAACACGGAGCUAAAAAGAAUAAACAGGUGCAAAUAAUAAUUCCUUAUACUUCGCAAUACACUCCAAAACCCUUCCAUCCGCUGUCGGAUGACUGGAGUGCGAAAACUCGGCCUGUACAACCGCAAGCCCGAAAAGUACCAAUUUACGAUUCUCACCAUGAUUAUCUGGCCCAAGAGGCACGACAAAUUGAGAAAGAAGUUUCGCAAAUAUUGGAGCCAUUAAAAAAUAUCUCUAGUAGAAUAAAAGAAGUUUCAAGAUCACCGAACGGAGUUAAAGCAAACACAUCGAUCGACGUUUUGCGAUUGCAAAAAAACAUAGACAACUGGACAAUACAGGAAUAUUCAAGAGGUACAAUUGCCAGUACCGAAGCACCAAAGUUUUCGCGGCCGUAUUUGUCGCCAUCGAAAAAAAUUCCCAAUGAGUAUCUUACUACGACUGAACCGGUCGUUUUAUCCAAAAAUACAUUGGAGAAAGAGGAAAAAAAAAUUAAGGAUAUACUCGUUGGCUUCAGUUUCAACGAUCUUGAGCAUGAGGGUUCUGCGAGUGAUCAAGUUGGCAUAUCGCACUUUCAGGAGUCGUCUCACACGAACGAGGUAUCGGCCGUAUUUCCUCGGAUCGUUGAAACGACUACGUCAACCAGGGUUAUCCCGUCGACGAUUAAGCCAGAUACCUGGAAAGAACUUCCGGUUUCAAUUUCCCCGUUGAACAAAGAACGCGUUUACGUUGUUACGCCCCAGUCAGUUUCGACCUUGUCUAUAGCGAGACGCAACAAAAGUUAUGAUAGGCCUGCGGGAAAUGAAACGACCACAGCUUCGAUAAACGAAUCAGAUUUGGAUAAUUUCGAAUCAAUAGAAAGAGCGUAUCAAGUUUUACCUCAAGCGGUUAAUAACCUCGUUGUCGCCUCUACUGGACCUGCUACUAUGCCUUUGUGGGGCAUUAUGGGACACGAAAAAUACGCUUUGGAUUCGAAUAAAACAACGCCAGAGGUUCCGAUUCUUUACGCAGGUCACUCAAAGGUAUCGCACGCGGGAAAUUGACGACGUUAUCCUAACCCCGAAAAUAACCUGAGAUGCUGAGCAAGAAUAUUUCAAACCUGGGUGCCCGUGUAAUCAACAGACUGCGGACAUAUUUACGAAGUUGAUGUAUCCGCAUUAACUCUAGUGUGCACAGUGUACGACGACUGAUUUUUUUUUGCGUGUGCGUGUGUUUUUAUUGUUCGAAUUGCGGAAGAAUUACACGGGUCAUCAUAUUCAUGAAUUUCGAGUGUAUACACAACUGUACGCUAAUUAUGUAACAAUUGAGAUGUCGACAAGGAUGAGAAAAAUACGUGAGAACAAGGAACGCCGAUACGGAAGGGGUGUGACAAUAUUGGAUGAAUCGGAAGUGACUAACCAUUUCUUAUGACUCUUAUACGGUUUUUUUUAUUUUUUUAUUUUUUUUAUUGCUUUCGUGGUUUGGAUAUUCCGUCAUUUGUCUUUUUGAACCACUUCCAGUUCAUUUGAUUCCUCGUCAAUCUUUUUCGAAAUAGAACCGGCACGGCCAGUUUAUUUUUCGUUCAUCGCUCAAUUACAGAAGGCUACAAGCCUCGAUACUACGGAUGAUUUGAUUUGUUUGUGUAUUUUAUAAGUAUAAGUUUGAAGUGAGUUAAAUAAUUUGAUUAUGAAAGAGUGUGAAAAUAGAUUGGAUUGAUUAAAAAAGAA
Messenger RNA from Venturia canescens, 4212 nucleotides. RefSeq lists its product as uncharacterized. The coding region runs from base 1 to 3549 and encodes 1182 amino acids. NCBI's taxonomy places the organism in Eukaryota, Metazoa, Arthropoda, Insecta, Hymenoptera, Ichneumonidae. The transcript is spliced from 7 exons. The record is from RefSeq and is a predicted model, not a curated record.